Messenger RNA from Myotis myotis, 4982 nucleotides. It is a transcript of the gene GAK, whose product is annotated as cyclin G associated kinase. The coding region runs from base 111 to 3380 and encodes 1089 amino acids. The transcript is spliced from 25 exons. Gene Ontology annotation, molecular function: ATP binding; protein serine/threonine kinase activity; AP-2 adaptor complex binding. The record is from RefSeq and is a predicted model, not a curated record. Lineage: Eukaryota; Metazoa; Chordata; Mammalia; Chiroptera; Vespertilionidae. Gene Ontology annotation, cellular component: cytoplasm. Gene Ontology annotation, biological process: protein phosphorylation; positive regulation of Notch signaling pathway; regulation of clathrin-dependent endocytosis.
UCCGGGCCUGCGUCACGGCGUCGGGGCGGAAGCUGGUGCGGCUCCGGCCGGCGGUUGCUCAGCUGCCCGGACGCCCUGGACCCGAGCCCCCGCGCCCGCCGCGGGCCGCCAUGUCGCUGCUGCAGUCCGCGCUCGACUUCCUGGCGGGCCCCGGCGCCCUGGGCGGCGCUGCCGGCCGCGACCAGACCGACUUCGUGGGGCAGACGGUGGAGCUGGGCGAGCUGCGGUUGCGGGUGCGGCGGGUCCUGGCCGAGGGAGGGUUUGCAUUCGUGUAUGAGGCCCAGGAUCUGGGAAGUGGCCGAGAGUAUGCGCUGAAGAGGCUGCUGUCCAACGAGGAGGAGAGGAGUCGAGCCAUCAUCCAGGAGGUGUGCUUCUUGAAAAAGCUUUCUGGCCACCCCAACAUUGUCCAGUUUUGCUCUGCAGCGUCAAUAGGGAAAGAGGAGUCCGACACGGGGCAGGCCGAGUUCCUGCUGCUCACAGAGCUCUGCAGAGGGCAGCUGGUGGAGUUUCUGAAGAAAAGCGAGACCAAAGGGCCACUGUCGUGCGACACCGUCCUGAAGAUUUUCUACCAGACGUGCAGGGCCGUGCAGCACAUGCACCGGCAGAAGCCGCCCAUCAUCCACCGGGACCUCAAGGUUGAAAACUUGUUGCUGAGUCACCAGGGGACCAUUAAGCUGUGUGACUUUGGCAGCGCCACGACCGUCUCGCACGCCCCUGACUACAGCUGGAGUGCCCAGCGGCGGGCCCUGGUGGAGGAGGAGGUCACCAGGAACACAACGCCCAUGUACAGGACGCCCGAGAUCGUGGACCUGUACUCGAACUUCCCCAUCGGCGAGAAGCAGGACAUCUGGGCGCUGGGCUGCAUCUUGUACCUGCUGUGCUUCGGGCAGCACCCUUUUGAAGACGGAGCAAAGCUUCGCAUCGUGAACGGGAAAUACUCCAUCCCUGCUGACGACAGUCGGUACUCUGUGUUCCACGGCCUCAUCCGCGCCACACUGAAGGUCAACCCGGAGGAGCGGCUGUCCAUCACCGAGCUGGUGAACCAGCUGCAGGAGAUCGCGGCUGCCCGGAGUGUGAACCCCAAGUCGCCCAUCACUGAGCUCCUGGAGCAGAAUGGAGGCUACGGGAAUGCUGCCCCGUCCCGAGGGCCACCUCCUCCCGGGGGGCCUGUGAGCAGCGGCCAAGGCGGAGGCCUGGCGGUGGCUGAGUAUGAGCAGUCCUACGGCGGGCUCCUGGACAUCCUGCGGGGUGGCCCCGGGCGCCUGCUCACCAACCUCAAGGACACCUCCUCCAAGGUCAUCCAGUCCGUCGCCAAUUAUGCGAAGGGAGACCUGGACAUUUCCUACAUCACCUCCCGAAUCGCAGUGAUGUCCUUCCCGGCAGAGGGUGUGGAAUCGGCCAUCAAAAACAACAUCGAGGACGUGCGCUUGUUUCUGGACUCCAAGCACCCGGGACACUAUGCGGUCUACAACCUGUCCUCCAGGACGUACCGGCCCGCCAAGUUCCACAACCGCGUGUCCGAGUGCGGGUGGGCGGCCCGGCGCGCCCCGAGCCUGCGCAGCCUGUACAGCAUCUGCAGGGACAUGCACUGGUGGCUGCGGCAGGACCACAAGAACGUGUGUGUGCUGCACUGCACGGACGGGAGAGCGGCGUCGGCCGUGGCCGUCUGCUCCUUCCUGUGCUUCUGCCGGCUCUUCAGCACCGCCGAGGCCGCCGUGUACAUGUUCAGCAUGAAGCGCUGCCCGCCUGGCAUUUGGCCGUCCCACAAAAGGUACAUCGAGUACAUGUGUGACAUGGUGGCGGAGGAGCCCAUCACGCCCCAUAGCAAGCCGAUCCUGGUGCGGGCCAUCGUCAUGACGCCCGUGCCGCUGUUCAACAAGCAGAGGAGUGGCUGUCGGCCCUUCUGCGAGGUCUAUGUGGGGGACGAGCGCGUGGCCACCACGUCCCAGGAGUACGACAGGAUGCGGGAUUUCAGGAUCGAGGACGGCAAAGCGGUCAUCCCUCUGGGCACGGCGGUCCAAGGGGACGUGCUCAUCGCCAUCUACCAUGCGCGGUCCACCCUGGGAGGCAGGCUGCAGGCCAAGAUGGCGUCCAUGAAGAUGUUCCAGGUCCAGUUCCACACGGGGUUCGUGCCUCGGAACGCCACCACCGUGAAGUUCGCCAAGUAUGACCUGGACGCCUGUGACAUUCAGGAGAAAUACCCAGAUCUGUUCCAAGUGAGCCUCGAGGUGGAGGUGGAGCCCCGAGACAGGCCCAGCCGGGAGGCUCCUCCCUGGGAGAGCUCCAGCAUGAGGGGUCUGAACCCCAAGAUCCUCUUUUCCAGCCGAGAGGAGCAGCAGGACGUCCUGUCUAAAUUCGGGAAGCCCGAGCUCCCCAGGCAGCCGGGCUCCAGCGCCCAGUAUGACGCCGAGACAGGAUCUCCCGACGCUGAGCCCACGGAGUCGGAGUCCCCGCAGAGCAGUGGCGCGGACACCAACCACUUCCUGCACACGCUGGACUGGCAGGAGGAGAGAGCCGGGGAGCCGGGCCCAGAGGGCAACGUGGCCCAGGAGGCACCGUCCGCCCCGGCCGAGGACGCAGGGGAGAGCGAGCUGUCGGACGAGGAUGCGGCCACGCUCUCCGCCGAGAGCAGGGACACGGUGGACGAAGACAUGCCAGGCCCAGCAGCGAAGGCCCCGGAGCAAGAGUUGAUUUUUGAUGCGAACAGGCCGGCCACGCCGCAGGAGCCCAGGCCGCCAGAAGACGGCGUCGACCUGCUGGGGCUGCACUCCGAGGCAGGGCCGGCGCCCCUUCCGGCCCCUGGGGGCCCCACCAGCAACGCCGACCUGCUCAGCUGCCUCCUGGGAGCCCCGGAGUCUGCUCCCGAGGGUGCCCCAGGCGACCUCCUCGGUGGGGAGACCCCCCUGCUCUUCACCAGCCCCGCCCCCACCACGGGCGGGCCCCCCGCAGCUGCCGACCCGUUCGACCCUCUCCUGCUGACAUCCGAUCUAGAUGCCCAGCCCUGCUCCAAGCCCAAUCUCUUGGGGGAAUUUCUUAAUUCAGACUCUCUGGCCGCUCAGCCUGCGUCCUUCCCCUCCACCCACAGCGCCCCGCCCCCGGCCUGCGGCACCGACUUCCUGCAGCUGGGGGACGUGCCAGCCGAGCCCAGCAGGAUGUCCACCUCGGCCAGCCACCCGGACCUGCUGGGAGGAUGGGACUCCUGGGCCGAGGCCCCGGCCCCCGCUCCAGCCACAGACGGCCCCUUCUUCUCUCCUGGUGGCCAGCCAGCCCCUCCCGGCCCCCCAGCCAGCCGGGCCAAGUCUCAGAGCCUGGACCCGUUUGCAGACCUCGGGGACCUCAGCUCCAGCCUCCAAGAGGGAGCGAGAGAGAGACAGCAGUGACGGGCGGGAAUCAUCCGUGGGCCGCCUCCCGCGCCCCCCACUGCCGGUCGCGCCCACAGCCUCUUGGUUCCUGGGUCGACACUCGACACUGAGCCACGCUGGCCCGCUGCUGCCGUCUUGUUGAUCCUGGAGGUUUUCGUUUUGUGGGCAGUUGGUUCUUUAAAGUUUCCUGGAGUUGAGGUUGCAGUGUCUCUGGGUGCCCAGCUCUGUGUGGCCCUGCUCAGGACAGCGAUGUGGAGGGGACUCCUGGGCACCGCCCGGGCUGUUGGCUGCAGACCCCGUGAGGAGGACUUCCCGAUCUGAGUCGUCCGUGCUCAGGAUGGAGCCGGCCCUCUGCUCUGCACUGCGCCCGACGCCGUGUCGUGCCCCCGCAAGGCGAGUUUGAAUAAAGCUGGCGGCACUGAGAGGAGAAAUAAACAGGCUCAGCCUCUGCUGGAGACCACACCCUCCUCCAAACCUGGGGACACUGCUCGCUGCCAGCAGGCGGGGGCCGGGCACCGCUGCACGAGCCACGGACGUCCUCCUGCCCCUGCAGCCGGCACCUUGGGGCCGUGUCACAGGAGGGUCACGGCUCAUCGUCCUGCUCUGACCACAGGGCCAGCGGGACACCAGGCACAGCUGUGAGAACCUGACAGAACAGCUGCUCUCGGGAUGUGGGGGGCGGGGGUGCUGCACCAGAUGAGGGUGGAGGUGGGAGUCUCCGGACCUGGGUGCACGUGCAGUGCCGCUGGGAGAAGAUGAGAGCUCGUCACCACGGAGCCUCAUCUCAGCUCAGGGCUAACGGGAGGAAGGGAAGGAUGGGGCCAGGCCCGUGAAGUUGAAGGCAGGACCCACCGGAGAGCAAAGGACAAGCUGCAGAGGCGGAGAGGUGCUGCAGGUGGGAGGCCGCCGGGCUCCACGGCACAGCUCCUGCCGGGCCCCACGGCACGGCUCCCGCCGGCCCCACAGCACAGCACGGUACGGGUGAAACAGCUUCGACACCAGCCGUGCCAGGUGGCGGGUGUGAGCAAGGGUGCCGUUCCUGCCCCCGGCACCUCGUCAGCGUGAGGGCCACCCGCUGUCCAUGGAACAUGAGGAAAUGGGCGCAUCGGUCAGAGGAGACGCCCAGCAGAGGCAUGCGGAGCCAGCGAGCCCCCAGCCCCUGGAGAGGUGCCAGGAGACCUCGCUCACUUGCAGCUGCUGGGAAGUGAGGGCCAGUUUCUAUAAAAGUAGACACACAAUCGGCAUUCACCCAGAGAGAUGGAGGCGCAGGCGUGUACAGGCCUGUACACGUGUUCAUGCCUGUAUACACGUGUUCACAGCAGCUUGGUUUGUAAUCCCUCCACACCGGGCUGGUGGUUGAGCGAACCUUGCUGCGUCCCUGGAAAAUGAUGCUCAGCGGUACAAGGAGGCAUCCUGAGUGAGCUCCCUGCAGAGGCUACCUGCUUUCCGAGUCCCUUUCUAGAGCAUUUAACAUAUUAGACAGAUCAAUAGGCACAGACGGACGGAUAGCUAGAUCGAUAGAUAGACGAAUAGAUAGAUCGAUCGAUAGACGGGUAGACACAGACGAACGGAUAGCUAGAUCGAUAGAUAGACGGAUAGAUAGAUCGAUCGAUAGACGGG